GUAGUCCAAGUUCCCUAAGAAGAAGACCGAGUGAUGGCUUCCAGCUACACCGAUGUGAAAGAGUUCUUAGCCAAAGCCAAAGAAGAUUUUCUUAAAAAAUGGGAAAGCCCUGCUCAGAACACAGCCAGUCUGGAUCAGUUUGACCGUAUCAAGACCCUCGGCACUGGCUCCUUCGGGCGUGUGAUGCUGGUAAAACACAAGGACACUGGAAGCCACUACGCCAUGAAGAUCCUGGACAAACAGAAGGUAGUGAAGCUGAAACAGAUCGAGCACACCCUCAAUGAGAAGCGCAUCCUGCAGGCGGUCAACUUUCCGUUCCUGGUCAGACUCGAGUACUCCUUCAAGGACAACUCCAACUUGUACAUGGUCAUGGAGUACGUGCCCGGCGGGGAGAUGUUCUCACAUCUACGGAGGAUCGGCAGGUUCAGCGAGCCUCAUGCCCGCUUCUACGCGGCACAGAUUGUCCUGACAUUUGAGUACCUGCACUCGCUGGACCUCAUCUACCGGGACCUGAAGCCCGAGAACCUCCUCAUCGACCACCAGGGCUACAUCCAGGUGACAGACUUCGGUUUUGCCAAGCGUGUGAAAGGCCGCACCUGGACCUUGUGCGGGACCCCCGAAUACCUGGCCCCUGAGAUCAUCCUGAGCAAAGGCUACAACAAGGCUGUGGACUGGUGGGCACUCGGGGUCCUCAUCUACGAGAUGGCCGCUGGCUACCCGCCCUUCUUCGCCGACCAGCCCAUCCAGAUCUAUGAGAAGAUUGUCUCUGGGAAGGUUCGGUUCCCAUCCCACUUCAGCUCCGACCUGAAAGACCUGCUGCGGAACCUCCUGCAGGUGGACCUCACCAAGCGCUUCGGGAACCUCAAGAACGGCGUCAAUGACAUCAAGAAUCACAAGUGGUUUGCCACAACCGACUGGAUCGCCAUUUACCAGCGGAAGGUGGAAGCGCCCUUCAUACCAAAGUUCAAAGGCGCCGGGGACACAAGUAACUUUGACGACUACGAAGAGGAAGAGAUCCGGGUCUCCAUCAAUGAGAAAUGUGGCAAGGAGUUCUCCGAGUUUUAGGGGUGGCCUGUGCCCCCCACAGUUUACUCUUCUUUGUUUUUUCUUUUUCUUUUUUGGGGGGGAUGGGGGGUUGGAUUGAACAGCCAGAGGGCCCCUGAGUUCCUAGCAUCCGGUUUCACCCCCACCCCACCCUCUAGGGUUGGGGUGAGCAGGAAGCCCAGAUCUUGGGAGGGCAGGACUGCUGCUCCCCCAUUCCCGCAGCCCUCUUGCCCCUCUCCCCAUGGACUCCCACCUACUUCUGCCUGUUGGAAAUGAGGCUCUAGUCUCCAGACCAAGUAUUGCUGGUACAUCAAGGACAGGGAGAGGACAGAGGGGUCCGUAAGUGGCCCCAGCUCCUGACCCCCCCACGCUGUAUGGGCGAAGGACGACUAGUGUCAGUGACAGGCUUCGAGGGCUGCUUGCUCUAAUUUUUUAAAAACAAUUUCAGAUCUUAUUUAAGUUCCACCAGUGCCUCCCUUACCCUUCACCAGCUCCCUAAGGAAUCCAUUUUAUCCAGGCUGGGAAACUGACUGAGCUCACAAAGAGGAAACUGGGGUUUGAACCUCCGCCCUGAGCUGCUAACCCUCGCCCUGCCACCUUCCUAGGGUCCUCUGCCACCCUGUCAAGGGGCUCAGCCCCUCCCUGAUGUCCCCAAACCUCUCCUUCACCCUUGGGCUUCGGGAGCCAGACCAAGCAGCUACCCCUCUCCUUACCAAAGAGGAGCCGUCCCCCAAAAAAGAGGGGGAGCCUGAGCCCAUGGUCUCCCCUCCCAGCAGCAGCCCCCCUCCUCAACUCCAUUUUAUUCUGAUUUUAACACCCAGCCUCCUUAGCCUUGGAAGGCGACCCCACGAAAGGACUUGGAAACGGAAGAGUGCCCCCCACCCCCAACUCGGGUUUGAGGAGGGGCUACCUGUGUCAUCCAUCGGCGGCUUCAGCGCCCCUCCCUGCCUGGCCGCCCCCUAGCUUUGCUGUCAGCUAUCCAUCUCUCACGCUUCCCAACGUCCGAUCUGUGUUUUUUCUGGCAAGGUGGGGGAGCCACCCCGUUCACCCCCACCCCGUGUUCGUCCCUGUCAACUCCUCCCCAGCUGCAGAGCCCUCAGGCAGGCUGGGGGCUCCGGGUGGGCGCGGGGCCAUUCAACCUGUGUGCUGCGAAGGGCGAGACUUCCUCUCGAACAGUGUGCUGUUGUAAACAUAUUUGAAAACUAUUACCAAUAAAGUUUUGUUUA
Messenger RNA from Octodon degus (degu), 2270 nucleotides. RefSeq names its product protein kinase cAMP-activated catalytic subunit alpha (gene Prkaca). The record is from RefSeq and is a predicted model, not a curated record. Gene Ontology annotation, cellular component: nucleus; cAMP-dependent protein kinase complex. The coding region runs from base 34 to 1065 and encodes 343 amino acids. Gene Ontology annotation, biological process: peptidyl-serine phosphorylation. Gene Ontology annotation, molecular function: ATP binding; protein kinase A regulatory subunit binding; cAMP-dependent protein kinase activity. Lineage: Eukaryota; Metazoa; Chordata; Mammalia; Rodentia; Octodontidae. The transcript has 10 exons.